AUGACUCUGAUUGUCCACCACCUCCAUGUAUCCAUGUCCGAGAGGAUUCCAUGGCUUUGCGAAGAGCUCGGAGUGCCCUACGAGCUGAAAGUUUACGACCGCGACAGACUCAUGGCUCCUGCUGAGUUUAAAGCACUGCAUCAUUCGGGCACAGCUCCUGUCAUCCAGGACGGCGACCUGACUCUGGCAGAGAGCGGUGCGUGUGUUGAGUACAUCAGCCACAAACACGCUCAAGGCAAGCUCUUCGUGCCUUCGUCCUUCCCAGAAUACGCCACCUUUCUCUUCUGGUGGCAUUGGUCCAACGCUACGCUGCAGUCCGCCCUUGGAGGAGCACUGGGAGCCUAUGCAAUUGGAUUACGCGAGGGUGACCCUCGAGGGGGCAUUUGCUUUCGGCCGCUCUAA
This is a messenger RNA of Verticillium alfalfae VaMs.102, 402 nucleotides long. Its product is annotated as glutathione S-transferase. The record is from RefSeq and is a predicted model, not a curated record. NCBI's taxonomy places the organism in Eukaryota, Fungi, Ascomycota, Sordariomycetes, Glomerellales, Plectosphaerellaceae. The transcript has a single exon. Bases 1 to 402 code for a protein of 133 amino acids.